Messenger RNA from Anneissia japonica, 2022 nucleotides. RefSeq names its product iduronate 2-sulfatase-like. The transcript is spliced from 7 exons. The coding region runs from base 138 to 1904 and encodes 588 amino acids. NCBI's taxonomy places the organism in Eukaryota, Metazoa, Echinodermata, Crinoidea, Comatulida, Comatulidae. Gene Ontology annotation, molecular function: iduronate-2-sulfatase activity. The record is from RefSeq and is a predicted model, not a curated record.
CGUGUCCAAAGAACUAGCUAUCGCUAAACAGUAACCUUAUUUUAGCUAGGCCUACACUACAUAAUAAAAAGGCAAGGCCCAAGAAGGCAAGCUCUCCGUCCAAAGCAAGCACGACUCAGCGGACCGUACCCGAGAAGAUGGGCAUGCUUCGAUAUUUUCGUCUGGGCUUAGGCCUGCAAACCCUUUACCUGUCACUUCUGUUUAUAUGCUUUUUUGUUGUAGUUUCAGAAACAUCAAAAUCUGAAAAACCGAAUGUGCUUUUCAUCGUCAUAGAUGACCUCCGACCUGCUCUCGGCUGCUUUGAUGACAGAAUUUUGACUCCAAAUAUUGAUCAGCUUGCCCAACAGUCAGUGAUAUUCACUCAAGCCUAUGUCCAGCAAGCUGUAUGUGCCCCAAGUCGCAUCUCGUUUUUGACAAGCAGACGGCCAGACACAACUAAACUGUACAACUUUAAAUCCUACUGGCGAACAUUUGCAGGCAACUUCACAACUUUACCGCAGCAUUUCAAAGAGAAUGGAUAUUUCGCAGCUAGUGUUGGAAAAGUUAUGCAUCCAGGUAAAGCGUCAGGGGGAAAUGAUGAUUACCCGUAUAGUUGGUCAAUCCCUGCUUAUCACCCACCGACACAACUGAACAAAACAUCUAAGGUUUGUGAGAAUCCAGAUGGGACCCUCCAUGAAAAUCUGAUCUGUCCUGUUGAUGUUGCAAAGAUGCCCGGCAAAUCGCUACCAGAUAUACAGAGCACGGACCAUGCAAUCGAAAUCAUCAAGAACAUUUCUAAACUGACAAAAACUAGCAAAAACUUUACACAACCGUUCUUUUUAGCCGUCGGCUACCAUAAGCCACACGUACCAUUUAAAUAUCCAAAGGAAUAUGAGGAACUGUACCCACUGGAUUCCAUCUGGAUGCCACCCAAUAACUUCUUCCCUCCGGAUCUUCCAACAGUAGCGUGGGAACCAUAUCAGAUGAUGAGGACAAGAGAGGAUGUCCAGAGUUGGAAUAUCAGUUAUCCUUUUGGACCAGUACCAUUAAAAUACCAGCGUCUUAUCCGGCAGAAUUAUUUUGCUGCGACUUCCUACAUGGAUUACGAAGUUGGUCGUCUUUUAUCUGAAUUGGAAAAGGCUGGUUUUGCUGAUAAUACUAUCAUAUCAUUUAAAGGAGAUCACGGUUGGCAGCUUGGAGAGCAUGAAGAAUAUUCUAAGUUCAGCAACUUCAAAGAGGCAACAAGAGUUCCUUUGUUUUUCCACAUCCCAGGAGUCACCACAAAGAAACACAGAAAAUGGGGAGAAGCAUUCCCACUAAUUAACCCACUAAAGGACACUAAACUGAGGGAAAAGCAUCUAAAACGCCUAGCAGAUUGGAUGGCACCUACAAAGCCUUCGCAAUCUUCAAAGCUCACCACAGAUGCUUUUGUAGAGCUGGUUGAUCUCUUUCCAACUCUGGCAGAACUUGCUGGUCUGCGAGUUCCUCCAACAUGCCCUCCAAAACCUUUCAAGAUAGACUUCUGCACAGAAGGAACAAGCCUGGUGCCUGUGAUUAAUCAAGUCACAAAAACAAAACCUUCAAAUAUUAUCCAAUGGAAAAAUGCGACGUUCUCGCAGUAUCCAAGACCUUCUGAUUAUCCGUGUCCGCUGACGGACUUGUCGCCACUUCAGAACAUCACAAUUAUGGGAUAUUCGAUGCAGACCUCAAAGUACCGUUAUACCGAAUGGAUAGGUUUUGAUUCCAGCAAUUUUCGUCAAAACUGGAAUGAUGUCCACGCACGGGAACUAUACAUGAUGGAUACAGAUGAACAGGAGAAUUAUAAUGUUGCGAAUCAGGAAUCCAGUAAGGAACUUGUAAAAGAAUUAUCAGGAAUAUUGAAGGCUGGCUGGCGAAGUAGUUUACCCAUAUUUAAAAAGAACUGAUAUAUUUUAGUAACUUUUAAUGAAAAAGGCAAAUAAAUAAGCAAUAUAUUACAUAACUAGCCAGUUUAUUUCUGUCGUUUUAUGAAUUUUAACAGAAUUUUUUAAAUUACAGUACACA